Messenger RNA from Sphenostylis stenocarpa, 756 nucleotides. NCBI's taxonomy places the organism in Eukaryota, Viridiplantae, Streptophyta, Magnoliopsida, Fabales, Fabaceae. The record is from the annotation of a GenBank genome assembly.
AUGGCAUCUGAAGAAGUUCUGAAGGCUGUUUUCCCUUUCCUGGAGGGUGUUGAUCUUGCUUCUUGUAUGGCUGUUUGUAAGCUGUGGAAAGACAUUGCGAGAGAUGAUUUCCUUUGGAAAUGUCUGUGUGCCCGGAGAUGGCCUUCAAUCUGCAAGCGACCUAAUCCUUCAACUUUAACCUACUACAACUUGUACAAAACAUUUUAUAAACGUCAGCAUCGUAGAAUUAUUCUCCCUCCAAGAAUCUCAUUUGAUGAUUUGGAUUUUUUCAUUGACAUUUGGGCUGAAAACAUAUUACUCUUCUCAGAAGUGGUACCUGGCUCUGUCCUUCAAGCAGGUUUCAGAAUUCCAGCAUCUGGGGUUUCUGAAAUGCUCAAAUUUCAAUUGGAAGGUUCGGAAUACAAGAUGACUUUUCCAGUGGAACCUAGAUUUACUAUCCCUUCAGGACAAAAUCAGAACGUUAGUGUCUCUGUCAUGGUUGGGAGGAAGGAUUCAAAUACGGUUGCCCGCAUAAUAAAUAAAUCCAUGUUUGAUUACAUUGAUCGCUCAUCUUAUAGAGCCUUGGCUUUUGAUUACCUAGACAUAUCCCCCGGCUACCCUUUUUUGUCUGGCAUACGUGGAUGGAUAUCUUUGCUAUUCAUGGAAGAUAAAAAUGAAGAUCUUAUGGAUGUAUUUGGGAUCCAGAUGGAUUUCUGUGAUGUGGCAAAUUCUAAGGAAGAAGUCUUGUGGCUAUUGGACAUGCUUGACUGGAAGUAA